This is a messenger RNA of Guyanagaster necrorhizus, 1164 nucleotides long. Its product is annotated as Di-copper centre-containing protein. The transcript has 11 exons. The record is from RefSeq and is a predicted model, not a curated record. The coding region runs from base 1 to 1164 and encodes 387 amino acids. Gene Ontology annotation, molecular function: oxidoreductase activity. Lineage: Eukaryota; Fungi; Basidiomycota; Agaricomycetes; Agaricales; Physalacriaceae.
AUGUCCGCUGACAACACUGACGGUGCUACUGUUGUUGCUGAGGCAUUAGAGGCUCAGAGAUGUACCGAUCCGUCUAUGCGAAAGGAAUGGCGCGCGCUGUCUUUCGAUGAGAAGGUUGAUUGGAUCGCCGCGGUUAAUUGUCUCUCGCAUGUCCCUCACGAUCCCAACGUAGCAGGAACUGUAGAUCGGAAUGUCUCCCAAAUUCCGGUCUUGACCAACGACAGCUCGCUUUUUGAUGACUUUGUCUAUCUGCACAUGGAUCUCAAUAUCAAGAUCCAUUGGACGGGCUACUUUUUGCCCUGGCACCGACUGCUCACAUUCAAAUUCGAGCGUGCAUUGCAGGAUUAUUGUGGUUACAUCGGAAUGCAGCCGUAUUGGAACUGGACCCAAGGUAAAUGGUCUCUUCAACGGUUCCGCACCCUUCGUCUGAUGGCAACGGCCUGUUCAGAUGCAUACCGGGUUGCUAACUCUACAAUGUGGGAUGACGACCCUGUUAGUGGGCUAGGCCCUAGCACUGGCGACGAGGGCAAUGAUUUCAGCUUGAGCAAGGGUGGAUUUUCGAACUUGACGCUUGCUUAUCCUAGCGAACAUAUAGUCCGGAGGAAUUUGACUUUGCAGCCGUUCUUGGUGCUUGGAAACCCUUGGCCGGAUAAUCCCGAUGAUACGCUGGAUUACUAUCAGUAUGUGGAUUGGAUGUUCGCACCCGAAUAUGUGCAGAGCAUGGUGGUGGACAACGUUAACUAUACUGGUGAUUUCAAGGCGUUUCAAUAUUUCCUGGAAGGACCGAAGGGACCCCAUGGACCGCCUCAUUGGCUUCCUGGCGGUGACUCAUCCAGUCUUUGUCCUGGAAACUACACUGAAUGCGGCGUCGGUGGACCUAAGUGGUCUAACAACGACCCGCUCUUCUAUUUGCACCAUGCUAUGAUCGACAAAUUGUACUGGGAAUGGCAAAAUAAAGAUCCGAGCAACUUUUACGCUUUCGAAGGAGGUUCGGUUCAGAGUAUGAGCACUUGGGCUGAAUACGUUCAAUACCCUAAUGGUGCUGCUCCUUGGCUGAACUUGAACAGUACCAUUCCUGGUGAUGGUAUGUGGGACGCGGAAAACAUCACCAUCUGGGACAUAAUUGACAUCCAGAGCGGAAUUCUCUGCUAUGACUAUGAGUGA